AUGCCUGUCACUAACUUCAACCACCCUGACCCCUACAAAUAUCAGACGGGUUUCGACUCGCACCAUGAGUCCGAAGCCAUUGAAGGAGCUCUACCAAUUGGCCAAAACUCCCCUCAGAAAGCUCCAUAUGGGUUAUACACUGAGAAGCUCUCGGGUACUGCCUUCACCGCACCGCGCCGUGAGAAUAAACAAACCUGGGUUUACCGUAUUUUGCCAGCAGCAGCCCACGAAAACUUUAUCGCCGAGGAUGCGGAUUCGUACCAUACAUCUAUGACAACUGAAACCCAGAAGCUUCAUCAUAUCCCUAAUCAGCUGCGAUGGAAUCCAUUUGACCUUGACGAGAAGGUAGACUGGGUACAUGGAUUGCAUCUGAUCGCGGGAUCUGGAGACCCCACCAUGAAGCAAGGUCUAGGAAUCCUGAUGUAUGCAGCUGGUAAGGAUAUGGGCAAGGAAGCGUUCUAUUCUGCGGACGGUGACUUCUUGAUUGUCCCUCAACACGGUGUGCUAGAUAUCCAGACCGAGCUUGGUCGCAUUCUCCUACGACCGAAUGAGAUCUGCGUUAUCCCUCGUGGCGUGAGAUACCGAGUGACGCUCCCCGACGGCCCUGUGCGGGGCUACAUUUGUGAAUUAUAUCAGGGUCACUAUGAGCUCCCCGAGCUGGGCCCUAUUGGCUCCAACUGCCUAGCCAAUGCACGCGAUUUCCAGGCCCCCGUUGCUGCCUUUGACGACGAGGAGGAAAGUGAAUAUAAGCUUUACAGCAAGUUUAACAACACGCUUUUCUCCGCCAAACAGAAUCACACUCCCUUUGACAUUGUAGCCUGGCAUGGCAAUUACUAUCCCUACAAGUAUGAUCUGGGCCGAUUCAAUACUAUCGGUUCGAUCUCAUUCGACCACCCUGAUCCUUCCAUCUUUACUGUUUUGACGGGCCCCUCAGACCAUGUCGGUACUGCUAUUGCUGAUUUCGUCAUCUUCCCGCCUCGCUGGCUCGUGGCUGAAGGAACUUUCCGUCCACCUUGGUACCACCGAAACACAAUGUCGGAAUUCAUGGGCCUGAUCGCUGGAGAUUACGAUGCGAAGGUCGGUGGUGGCUUCCAGCCUGCUGGUGCGAGUCUGCAUAAUGUUAUGAGUGCACACGGUCCGGAUUCGGGCGCUUUCGAGGGAGCCAGCAAUGCGGAACUGAAACCUACCAAGGUAGGAGAUGGAAGCAUGGCUUUCAUGUUUGAAAGUACUCUCAUGGUUGGUGUUUCCGAGUGGGGACUGAAGAAAUGCCAGAAGGUGCAGCCAGAGUAUAACGAGCACAGCUGGAAGCCUUUGAAGCGGCAUUUUGUGAACCCCAACAAGAAGGCUUAA
This is a messenger RNA of Penicillium soppii, 1350 nucleotides long. RefSeq names its product putative homogentisate 1,2-dioxygenase (HmgA) (gene hmgA). Gene Ontology annotation, molecular function: homogentisate 1,2-dioxygenase activity. The transcript is spliced from 4 exons. NCBI's taxonomy places the organism in Eukaryota, Fungi, Ascomycota, Eurotiomycetes, Eurotiales, Aspergillaceae. The record is from RefSeq and is a predicted model, not a curated record. Gene Ontology annotation, cellular component: cytoplasm. The coding region runs from base 1 to 1350 and encodes 449 amino acids. Gene Ontology annotation, biological process: L-phenylalanine catabolic process.